AUGAAAGAACCGAAAAGAUUAAACCUGAACAUCGCUUAUACAAAAGAAUUUUUUGAUAAUGACGAAGAUUUGUUUGAUGUGGACGAACUUAAUAUAGACGAAUUUAACGUAGAUGAAUUUAACGUAGACGAAUUUAAUAUUAAUAAAGAAAAAGAAAAUGAUAUACUUCCCUUUGAACCAUAUCUAAAAAUUUUACAAAGAGCCUGGUUGAACGAAAAUUUUUCAACAGAGAUUCUGCCUUAUGAGCCUGCCUUUGAAAGGUUGAAUGAAAUAUUAGAAGACCAAGUAAGCAUUAAAACCCUAUUUUAA
Racocetra fulgida is the source of this 309-nucleotide messenger RNA. NCBI's taxonomy places the organism in Eukaryota, Fungi, Glomeromycota, Glomeromycetes, Diversisporales, Gigasporaceae. The record is from the annotation of a GenBank genome assembly.